AUGCGCUUAUCGGUCUAUGUUCUACUCUGCCUGGCCGCUGCGCUGACCAUCAUCCAAGCGCAACAGCUAUCGCCAUCGUCAAUCACGUGCGAGGAAGCUCCAGGACCUACGAUCAUCAAAGACGACUGUCAAAAGAGCUUGCGCCAGUUCCCUACUGAGGCGAACGUGAUUUCCUGGGAAGGCGGGCACAACUUCCGAUCUUGUGGAACCUGCAACAUAACUAUCACUGAACCCAGUUUGCCCUACACUGCAUUGCGUCGCACCGCCUACUAUAAAUAUGUGUUGACUGCGAUGACCCAUGGCCUCGAUAAAUGUAUGGGAAAAUUCACCAACGCGACAAUUGGUACCUCUGGGCGCAUUUCGGUCUUAUUGGCCCCUGGCAACGGGGAAAAGUGCCGAAAACACUAG
This is a messenger RNA of Puccinia triticina, 408 nucleotides long. RefSeq lists its product as uncharacterized. The coding region runs from base 1 to 408 and encodes 135 amino acids. The transcript has 5 exons. The record is from RefSeq and is a predicted model, not a curated record. NCBI's taxonomy places the organism in Eukaryota, Fungi, Basidiomycota, Pucciniomycetes, Pucciniales, Pucciniaceae.